CUCGGCUGGGCAAAGAAAACAGUCUCUCCAAAGAGUUUCUCUCCAAUGGGACGUGUGGAAAUGCGCGUUGAUGGGCUCUUACGAAUUUGCAACCAGGCUGUAAAUCCCCUUAACGGGUUCUUGAAGUGUUUGUUGUGCGCCAUUCCAAUGAACGCAGUGCCAGGAGCAGCGCUGCGUAAAGCCCAACAGCUCGCGUGGAAACCAGUCGGUUCUCGACGGCGUUUGUGAGCGCGGAACGGAAAAGGAUUGUAUAUGAAAGAGUCCCGGAGCGUUAUUCGAAAGGAAAUAAUGCUCCUUUAGUGAGGGGAAAAAAAGUUUAUAGAAAAGUUUAAAGAAGGAAAACGUGGUUCUCUCCGCGUGAACGCGCGACUGCCCACGUUUCGCUUUUAUUGUUCCAUCUGGAGCGAAAUUAGAAUAAAUCAGAUAAAGUGGAAUCAGUGAAAGGCGCGGGGAAAACCCUUCUGCAGCUACUCUCUUCUGCAUAUAACUUGUUGAAUGAGCUUGUCGUCCCAGGAGCGCAUUUUAAUGAUGCUGCCUGUGGCAAAAACCACAGGAGAGCGAGCUCAGGGCGUCUGACAGCCGCUGACUUAUGAGGAGUGUCACCCUGCUCUGCACAUCACAUCUGACCGCUUGUUGACCCUUUCAUCAACGCUCAACACUUGUAAAGAAGCUCACUUGUUGACAACCCUCAUCAGCCAGGCAGAAGUGGCAAAAAUUGGAGAAAAAAAGAAGUGAAUAGGGCUAAUGGUUGCCUGAAGCUGCUCACUCAAAAGUAGGUAGCAACAUGCUGCCACAGCUCCCCAAUGAUCAAUUGCCACUCGCAAAGCUGCAGUUAGUGUAGAAAAUUCCCAGCAAUAUUGUCAUAUUUGUGACCAAGAAGCAGCUGUAAAGAAAAAACAAGACGUUCCACAGCAGCCACAAAGAACCAGCAAUGUUUUGGCUCGUAUUGUUCUCUCUACAAGCGGUGUGCACCAGCGUGGCACAUGCCAUGCAGCAUUACCCAGCGGCCUGGGGACACUAUGACGUGUGCAAGUCUCAGAUCUACACAGAGGAGGGCCUGGCCUGGGACUACAUGGCCUGUCAGCCAGAAGCCACCGACAUGACAAAGUACCUGCGAGUGGCCCUCGACCCCCCAAAUAUCACGUGUGGAGAUCCACCAGAAACAUACUGCGCUUUGGAGAAUCCUUACAUGUGCAACAAUGAAUGUGACGCCACCACAGAGGAGCUGGCUCAUCCUCCAGAGCUGAUGUUUGACUUUGAGGGUCGGAACCCCACAACUUUCUGGCAGUCCACCUCCUGGAAGAAAUACCCAAAGCCCCUUCAGGUCAACAUCACUCUGUCAUGGAACAAAACCAUCGAGCUGACGGAUGACAUCGUACUGACCUUUGAGUCCGGCCGACCCGAGCAGAUGGUCUUGGAAAAGUCACUGGACUACGGACGGACCUGGACCCCGUACCAAUUCUACGCCACCGACUGCCUGGACGCCUUCACCAUGGAACCCAAGACGGUGAACGACCUCACCCAGCGCACCCUGCUGGACAUCAUCUGCACCGAGGACUACUCCAGAGGCUACGUAUGGAAGAACGACAAGACGGUGCGUUUUGAGAUCAAGGACCGCUUCGCCUUGUUUGCCGGACCUCGGCUACACAACAUGGCCUCGCUGUACGGCCAGCUGGAUACAACCAAGAACCUGAGGGACUUCUUCACCAUCACUGAUCUGAGGAUUAAGCUGCUGAAGCCAGCCACCGGAGCCACCAUGGUGGAUGAGAAUAACCUCUCCAGAUACUUCUAUGCCAUCUCUGACAUCAAGGUGCAGGGAAGGUGCAAGUGCAACCUGCAUGCCAACAGCUGUGUGUUUGACAAGGGGAAGCUGGGCUGUGAGUGUGAACACAACACCACAGGGCCAGACUGCAGCCGCUGCAAGAGGCACUACCACGGCAGAGCCUGGAGUGUGGGCUCUUACCUUCCAAUACCCAAAGGAACAGCAAAUAUAUGUAUUCCCAGUAAUCACGGACCAGUGCAUCGAGCAAAUGCUUCAUCUCUUGGUGUUGCAAAUCGUAACCAAGCUCGCGUGUGUGACAACGCCAUGCUGCGCUGUCAGAACGGCGGCACGUGCCACCACCAUCAGCGCUGCCACUGUCCCCCUGGCUUCACGGGCGUCCUGUGCGAGAGAGCUCGCUGCCAGGGCCCAGGGGAGUGCGAGGACCAAUUGUCUGGACGGGCCGCCUUCCAUAACCACCCCAUCGCUUAUACCCUCGUAGUGCUCCUGCUAUUGAUUGUACCCCUUUGCUGAGAGACCAGAGUGGCCUCACAUCCUUAACCAAAACCCUAAGACCACAUAUGUUGAGACUGAACUCUCAACUUGAAGAACAGAGGACGUGUGGACAAUGUGCUCGGCAUACAAUAUAAGCAACUCUUUUGUAUAUCCAAGGCCACAGGUGUGGGUGAAAGUGUAACUAGUGCAACAGGAUCUGUUAUACCGAAUACUAGAUGGAUUCAUGAACGUAUUGGUAAAGUCGCUGCAGUCUUAUAAUGUCACAGAGGACACGGUUGGAGUGCUGGCUUUGCGGUUAUGUCAUUGGCUGAUGCUUCAUUAAAAAGGCAGACUGGAGACUCGGGUAGAGCUACCCACCUUCUGAGAGCAAACUGUACAAAACUAGACACAUGAUUUCUAAGUAUCAUCUGAAGUAAUUAAAAAAUAAUAAUGUGGACGGGGACAUUUUAGUUCAUCUCACCUCACUGCCUCCUUCCUUCCUUGUUCCCUUCUUCUUCUCUCCGCUCCCUCACUCUGUCCCUCACUGCUCCUCCCUGUGCUUUGGUGACUCUGGUGAUUUUUACUUUGCUGAAGGGUGUCUGUUGUUUCUGCAAAAUGCUGCACAUGUAAUGUUAACGAGCCCCUAGAUGAGUACCAAUCUUUUUCGGUUUUUUUUCCUUUUUCCGGAGGCUUUGUAGUCAUGCUUGAGCUCACCUGUAUGGGAUUAAAAAAAAAAAAAAAGUUGUAACAUACUGUAACUGUAUUUAAUUUUUGUAUAAAACAGAUAUUUUCAUGACUACGCAAAACAAAAGGAUGUAUUACUUGUUUUCUAUUGCUGCAGAUCUGUCCUAGACGUGGACUAUAUGAGUGCGUAAGGAGUUUGGUUGUAUUAUUUCCUUUGCUUGUGUGGCACAUGGUUCUCUUCAUUCGAGAUCUGCUGUCAAAACUAUGUUUACAUACAUACUUACACAAUACACUUCCACCAAAGGGAAAAAGAAA
Labrus bergylta (ballan wrasse) is the source of this 3253-nucleotide messenger RNA. RefSeq names its product netrin-G1-like. Lineage: Eukaryota; Metazoa; Chordata; Actinopteri; Labriformes; Labridae. Gene Ontology annotation, biological process: substrate adhesion-dependent cell spreading; tissue development; animal organ morphogenesis. The record is from RefSeq and is a predicted model, not a curated record. Gene Ontology annotation, cellular component: basement membrane.